Messenger RNA from Paramecium primaurelia, 294 nucleotides. The record is from the annotation of a GenBank genome assembly. Lineage: Eukaryota; Ciliophora; Oligohymenophorea; Peniculida; Parameciidae.
AUGAAUUGCUCUGAUCAUCCAUAAAAUCCAAUAACAGUAAUUUGUGUAGCAAAGCAUGAAUGCUAAAGAAAGCUAUGUGCAUAGUGUGCAUAUGAACAUAAUGUUGAGCUUCAAUAAUUAUUACCUAUUAUGUUAUUUUAAGAUCAACUCUAAAAUAAGUUGAAAGAAUUUAAACUUGAAGAUAAGAAAUAAUUGGAUUAAUCAAGACUGAGUUUUAAAUCUCUGUUGAGUGAAACUGAAAAAAUGCUAUAAACAUUGUGGGCAAAAUUUUAUUCAUCAAUCAAUUAUUUAUGA